Messenger RNA from Eucalyptus grandis, 2455 nucleotides. RefSeq names its product F-box/kelch-repeat protein SKIP11. The record is from RefSeq and is a predicted model, not a curated record. NCBI's taxonomy places the organism in Eukaryota, Viridiplantae, Streptophyta, Magnoliopsida, Myrtales, Myrtaceae. The coding region runs from base 520 to 2049 and encodes 509 amino acids. The transcript is spliced from 2 exons. Gene Ontology annotation, molecular function: protein binding. Gene Ontology annotation, cellular component: nucleus.
UUCCGUCUUUGGGCAAAAUCCGAGCUCCACGGCCGCAUCUGAAGCUGCUCUGAUUUGCAGAGAAAAUCUAGAGGACGACUAGAAAGAGAAAGUAGAGAGAGAGAGAGAGAACGCGAAGAACAGAAGCUGCGCAGCGAAGAGGGGAAGAAGGAGAGAUAGCUGGAGGUGGAGGAAGAGGAGGAGGAGGAGGAGGAGGGUUAGGAGGGUUGAAGGCGAUCCAAUCAAGGCCCCUCCCUUCAUCUCUCCCGCAACCAAUCAGUAAGCCGCCGAGUCUCUCCCUGUCGAUCCCUCCCGUCUCUCCCGUCUCCGUCUUCUCCCUCCCACUCUCCCUCUCGUGCUUCCGGGCGCCGUCGUGCUCGGCCGUCGGAUCUCCGAUUCGCGGUUGCGGGCGGGUUCGAUCGAAUCGGCUGGAUCUCCCGGUCGCGCGCUCGAUUUCUCGGCUCGGAUUACCUUUCUGCGGCGAGGGCUUUUUCUAGUUUUGCGGUGGUGUUUUGGUAUCGAUGCUUGAUACAAGGAGACAUGUUGGAGGGGCGUUCCUGUCUGGUUCCGAGGAUGUUCUCGAGCUCCUGCCAGCCGGAGACCAACUGGUCUCGCCAGACUUGUAGGCUUGAGGUGGAAAUCUGCGGCGGCAGCGGCGGCGGCGGCACUGGGGGCUGUGGCAAGCGCCGGCGCGAUGCUGACAUGGAUGAUUAUCGGCGAAGGUUCAAGCAGUUCGAUUCUCCAGAUGGAACUUCUUGGGAUUGGCAUGGAAAGGAUCUCCUAUAUGAAGAAGGGAAGUCUGAUGGUAGGAGUGUUUCUGACAUUGUUGAUGUUGAAGAGGGUCUCCUGUAUGAUGAUAGGAAAGAAGAUUGCAGACAAGAAGAUGGAAAGUCCGAUGAUAGGAGUGUUUUCGACACUGGUAAUGUGGAAGAGGGUGUCCUAUGUGAUUAUACAAAAGAAGAUCUCAGACAAGAGGAAGGCAGUGUACAUCAGGCUUUUUUGUGUGAAGAAUCCGAUAAUCAACGUCACGCUGGGGAUUCUUCACAUUCAAAUUCCCUUAUCAACUCCAUUGGCAGGGAUAUGUCAAUUAACUGUCUUAUUCGUUGCACAAGAUCUGAUUAUGGUUCCAUUGCCUCAUUGAAUAAGAGUUUUCAAUCAUUGGUUAAAACCGGUGAGCUCUAUAAAAUGAGGAGACAGAAUGGUAUUGUCGAGCACUGGAUUUAUUUUUCUUGCAACUUGCUCGAAUGGGAUGCUUACGACCCAAUACGUGGUCGAUGGAUGCACCUUCCAAGAAUGAUGUCAGACGAAUUAUGCAUUUUUUCUGACAAAGAGUCCUUGGCAGUGGGCACCGAGCUUCUUGUAUUUACUACGUACAGGAUAUACAGAUAUAGCAUUCUAACAAAUUCUUGGUCCUCUGGAGGCAGGAUGAAUGCUCCGAGAUGCCUGUUUGGAUCUGCCAGUCUCGGAGAGAUAGCAAUCGUAGCUGGUGGGCAGGAUCCUGAUAAUAACAUACUGAGCUCUGCGGAGAUGUACAACUCCGAAACUCAUAAAUGGCAUCCCCUUCCAAGCAUGCACAAAGCAAGGAAGAAGUGUUCUGGAGUGUUUAUGGAUGGCAAGUUCUACGUAAUUGGUGGGAUUGGUGGUAGUGAAGGGAAGGUUCUCACAUGUGGGGAGGAAUAUGAUUUAAAGACGGGACGAUGGACUGAAAUCCCUGAUAUGUCCCCCGGAAGAGAGACUGACAUACCUGCUACAGCCGAAGCACCUCCUUUGGUUGCGGUCGUGAACAAUGAACUGUACUCCGCUGAUUAUGCAAACAUGGAAGUGAGAAAGUACAGUAAGGUGCGACGGAUGUGGUUUCCGGUGGGCAGACUUCCUGAAAGCGCAGCCUCAACAUAUGGAUGGGGCCUUGCUUUCCGAGCUUGUGGAGACAGCCUCAUUGUCAUUGGCGGACCUCAAAAUUUCAUCGAGCUCAACUCUUGGGUUCCAAGUGAAGGCCCUCCAAGGUGGAACUUGCUUGCCAGGAAGCGAUCAAGUAACUUUGUCUAUAAUUGUGCUGUCAUGGGAUGCUGAGUCGCCGGAUAGUCCUAUGCCACGCCCUGUAGCGCUUCCUUACACGAUGAGUUGAGCAAGGGUAUAAGGUUCGUUGCAAGAGUUGCUUGUGGCGGUACUAUCCCCUUCUUUCAGUCUGGAUUGGGAGAGAAGAAGCUAGGAGUUUCUGGUUUUUCUUGAUUUUAUAGAUGUUCUCUUAACAAGGGGUCUUGAUUGUCUUUCACAGGCUUUUUUUAAUCACAAUGCUUUUGCAAAUUUGGAGUUGGUGCCUAGUGCCUCCUCCUUUGCAGCGACGUGCAGUAUUUCAGGGAAUGGUCUCUCACAUCGAUGGAGUCAAAUAAUACAUAGUACCAAUUGCUCCACUCGGGGCGAUGCCCGCAUUUUCUUCUCUUUUAUCUGAUAUUCAAAGCCACUCGUCCGGAUCUAA